Messenger RNA from Penaeus monodon (black tiger shrimp), 838 nucleotides. Its product is annotated as calcium-activated chloride channel regulator 1-like. The transcript has 7 exons. The coding region runs from base 86 to 838 and encodes 250 amino acids. The record is from RefSeq and is a predicted model, not a curated record. Lineage: Eukaryota; Metazoa; Arthropoda; Malacostraca; Decapoda; Penaeidae.
GGCCGUACUUUUCAUCUCACCCCGGAUUUCCCUCACCGACAGACCCCAGGCGCCUGGGGGGGGCCCGAGAGGCAAGGCGUUCCUGAUGGAGUGGGCGAAGCUGCGCUGGGGCGUGUUCGACGAGCUCGGCUACCCGGGUGACGAGAGCUUCCCGCUGUUCUACUCGAACUCCGCCGACGGAGGCACCGUGUACCCGACGUACUGCGCGGACACGCUCGUUGAAGGUCGCAUGAUCGACAAAGGGGGCAGGGGCGCGUGUGGCCUGAACGCGAUGGGGGAUCCGGACGAGAGCUGCCGAUUCCUGCCCUACCGAGACCAGCUCGCUGCCUCGUCGCUGAUGUCGUAUCCCUUUAUUUUCAGCGAUACCAUCGUGGACUUCUGCGACGAGGCGAGCAGCGACCGGCCCCACAACCCGCACGCGCCCACCAAGCAGAACCUCUUCUGUCGAGGAAAGUCGGUCUGGGAGGUCAUGCGCCAACAUGCCGAUUUUGCGGACGGAAACAACCCCCCGACGGAGCGCUACGUCGACCCCGAGAUCACGCUCGUGCAACACGUGGACGCCAACUACGCGCUGGUUCUUGAUUAUUCCGGAAGCAUGAACGACCACUACCGCAUCCUCAAGCUGCGGAAGACGGCCCGGCGCUGGCUGCUGCACGAGGUGGCGGACGGGAGCGAGGUCGCCAUCAUCAACAAACACGCCAAGUUGGUGCACGGCCUCUCCCGUAUUGAAGGUGCAGAAUCUCGCAAAGCUCUGGCAGAAUCCCUUGACGUGUCGGCGGACGGGGGGACGAGCAUCGGGGCCGGACUCUACGCGGCCGUCAAGAAGCUGUCGAGAUGA